Molecule: messenger RNA, 558 nt
Organism: Clonostachys rhizophaga
Lineage: Eukaryota; Fungi; Ascomycota; Sordariomycetes; Hypocreales; Bionectriaceae
Source: the annotation of a GenBank genome assembly
AUGAUCACACGCCUCGAAACCGUCCCCGAGGGAGAUGAGGGGUCUCCUGAACCCGCACGCAGCGAGAAAUCCUUUAAAGGCUGCUCGAACUACGGCGACGAUACACAGACCGUCACCACCGGCAUGAAGGACUGUACUUUCUCGCCGGAACCUCAGCCAGCCUCCCGCCGCCUGAGGAACAUUCGACCCCACGAACCCAAGGAUUGCGCAGUGGCCGCGUUUGCCAAAGUCCUCAAACGCGAAUUCGUCGUACAUCCCGACCAUGAGGCGUGCGAAAAGCCACUCGGUAGCGACCCGACCCUGCGUCAUGUGGACAACGCUGCAAUGGCCGCCGACAAGGAAGGCAGAACAGCGGAGGCUGCCAUAAUCCGCAUAGCCAUCGACCAAAUCUUCGAGAGCCGCGAGGCCGCCCGCGAGGCCGCCGCACGCAAGGAGGCGGGCGUUGCUGCUAGCAAGCUCUUCGAUGCUAUUAGUAUCGUCUCUGGACUGUCAGACAGGUCCCAGGAUCUUGUGGACGAGCUCAUGUCGUCCCUCAAGGAGGAUGCUAGCGGUUGUUGA